AUGGCUCAAGACACAAUUUCUUUUCAAGUAAAUUACAAAGGAAGGAUCAUACCGUUGGAAUCGUGGUCUCUUGAUAAUACAGUACAUGAAUUAAAAGAAUUCCUUGCCAAAAGUAUUGGCAUGCCUUCCGAAUUUCAAAAAUUAUUAUACAAAGGUAGUUCACCAGAAGACAUUCAAAACAUCAAGCUUGCGGAUUCAAAAGUGAUACAUCAACCUUUUAACAAAUCGAAAUCAAAAUUUGCAAUCAAUCCAUAUAAGGAUAUAAGGAAUAAAGAGUCGACAUUAUCGGAACACAAUUAUACAUUUCAUAAUAUACAAGUAAUAGAACAAUUUCCUGAAUCCGGGAAGGCACGUGUAUUGUUGGAAAAAUUGAGAGAUGAUAACGGAAUUAGAGAAAUAAUGAAAAAGUAUAAAUGGAAUGUUGGUACUUUACGAGAAUUAUCCCCGGUAGAAAAAGAUAUUCUGGGAUUUAAUAAAAAUCGUGGAGAGUUAAUUACAUUAAGAUUACGUACAGAUGAUAUGGAAGGUUUUAGGCAUUAUCCUGAAAUUAGAAGAGUUUUAUUACAUGAAUUGGUUCAUAAUGUUUGGGGUGAUCAUGAUGAUAAUUUUCAUCGGUUAAACAGACAACUCAACAAGGAAGUUGGCAAAUUUUUCUUUAAUAUAUUAGUUGAAUUGGAUUGGACAGCAUCAGGAGGUCACAAAAUAUCAAAUGAUGAAUUUUAUAAUGCUCCUGAAGAAGAAGCAAUCGAUGAAAAAUCUUGGCAAGGUGGAACUUUUGUUCUUGGUGGUGUAGGUACGGAUCGUAGAUUAACAAAACGUGAACUGUUAGCUGAAGCUACUUUAAUGCGUUUGACAAAAGAAGAGAAAGAAUUAGAUGACAAUUGUGGUUCCAAAUAA
This is a messenger RNA of Funneliformis caledonium, 897 nucleotides long. The record is from the annotation of a GenBank genome assembly. Lineage: Eukaryota; Fungi; Glomeromycota; Glomeromycetes; Glomerales; Glomeraceae.